ACAUUAUCUUCCUCUUUUCCUCAAUCUUCCAUAUUUCUCAACUAUAUAUUCAACUGACCUUCACUUUCCAAGACAAACUACGUCUAAUGGGCUCCAUGGACCGGUUUCUGGACUGCCGUACCUCAUAAACAAGCUUUCACUUUUCCUGCACUCUCAACCCUCACCAACCUAGGCAAAGUUCUUUUCGCUAUGGAACAAGAAUGUUUCAAGCCGAGUCUACAAUGUCCGAUGCCGGGUUGCAAGUCGGCUCCGUUCGCGUCGGCCCCGAACCUUGCAAGACAUCAGACUGCAAAGCACGGAGCACCGGUUACCAUGCUAUGUGGGAAAAAACUGCAGAACGUACCGUAUAACUACAAACGACAUCUGUUUGAUAGUUGUGGCAUUUGCAUGGACAUACUUCGAAUGCUUGGGGGCCGAGACCUCCGCGCCGACUUCAAGGCCACAAGCCUUGACACCCUUCACCACAUGCACCGGGAGAUGUUGCACCAAGACUACCUCCCUGGUGCUCAAAAACCACGUCCAACUUGGACCGGAGUCAGACUCAAAGACGAACACGAGGACUACAAGACAGUCAGCGACUCGACUACUUCGGCUAGCCAGGCUCCCGACGACAGUAGCAGCUCCGAGAUGUUCGCCAACCGGCCCUGCAUAUGCCCGGAACUCAACUCAUCGCCCAAGUCCGAAGACAUCAAGGGAUUCAAACACCAGUCCUUUGUGGAACUCAACCACUCAACUCUCGGGUAUGCCAUCGGAGGCAACGUGAGCACGGAUUGGCAGCAACACGUUGAAAUGCCAACUCAUUUCGACGAUGCAUUUGAGGUGUAUCCGCAAGGUCAGACAUAUUCCGGACAAAUGGAAGUGGACUACAACUGGGGAGUGAUGUCCUUGGGCUAGGUGCACCUUCCUGUGAGGCAAGCAAGGUCACCGGCUGACAGCGGUACAGGCCCCAAUAUAUGGACCAGCCAAUGGAAUAGGUGAUGUAGUGUGCAAUAGCGAUUGGGCGAUGAAAUCAUCGGCGGGUGUGCAUGCAUUCUAUAUGCAGCAUCGAUGGGCAGGUCCGAUCCUGGUGUGAAUAUAUGUAGCGAGUCCAUCAACACCGAUUUGGGUUUGAAAAUAGUGGCGAACUGAGCCUCCGAAUGAGGUGUAAUUAAGCUUGAUGUUGCCG
Colletotrichum navitas is the source of this 1165-nucleotide messenger RNA. RefSeq lists its product as uncharacterized. The coding region runs from base 190 to 894 and encodes 234 amino acids. The record is from RefSeq and is a predicted model, not a curated record. Lineage: Eukaryota; Fungi; Ascomycota; Sordariomycetes; Glomerellales; Glomerellaceae. The transcript has a single exon.